Messenger RNA from Coffea eugenioides, 1217 nucleotides. RefSeq lists its product as uncharacterized. The transcript has 2 exons. Lineage: Eukaryota; Viridiplantae; Streptophyta; Magnoliopsida; Gentianales; Rubiaceae. The record is from RefSeq and is a predicted model, not a curated record. Bases 554 to 970 code for a protein of 138 amino acids.
CAAAAUCAAGAAACCACAAAACAAAACGCAAACAAACAAACCCUAACCCUAGAAGCAAAACGCCAAUCCACCUCUUAUCUCUUUCCUGCUAUAAAAACCUCAUUCUUUUCACAAUCCUUUCGUAGCAGUCCCCUCUUCCUUAAGAGGUAAACAAAACCCUUCUUCUGGUUUUGAGAAAAUCUCCCAUUUGGCAAUUCAAUCGAAAAAUCCAAUCUUUUUCGUUGGUUUUCAGUUUUGGGCUAUUGUGAAUGGUGGAAAUCUUUGAUAAUUUGUUAAUGAUCUCCCUUUGCCGUCAAAGAAGGGGGGUCUCUUCUUCUUUAUUGACAUCCUUCUGCUUUGGCUUUGGAUCUUGCAAAGAAGGCUGGUAUUACCGCUGCCUCGGCGUCGACCCUUGAAAACAGGGAAAAGCUGAUUUUUUUUUUUUUUUCAUCCACAUCCCUCUAAAUUCUUCCGAUUAUAUUCCUCAAUUCUUCAAUUUUCCUCAAGGGAUUUCAUAAAACUUUUCUGGGUUCUUUUUAUUUUCGAGAAAAAAAGCUUAAAAAAAGCUAGAAAAAUGUUGCUGCAGAAGAAGAAAACUCAGGGGGCGGCGAAGGGGAAUAGGCUUCUGAUAAGCAUUACUGUAAUGGGGUCUGCUGGUCCGAUCCGAUUUGUGGUGAAUGAGGAGGAGCUUGUGGCGGCUGUAAUUGAUACUGCUCUGAAAUCUUAUGCACGUGAGGGUCGCCUCCCUGUUCUCGGCACUGAUCUCAAUAAUUUCAUGCUUUAUUGCCCCUGUGCCACCACUGAAGCUUUGAGUCCAUGGGAGACAAUUGGUUCUCUUGGAUUUCGCAACUUCAUGCUGUGCAAGAAGCCAGAGACACAGAAGAUGAGUGGUGAUGGCAAUCAGACUUCUCCCUCUAUGUCUAGGAAGAGUUCUGGAAAUUGGAAGGCAUGGUUUAAUAAAUCACUCAAUCUCAAAGUUUCUUCUCAUUGAAUUGAAGAUGUAAGAGCUGGCUUGUGGCUUGAAAGUUGUUGGCAAGUUCGGAGUUUUCUACUUUUUGUCGCCGUGUUGGCACAGUAGCCUUUUGUUUCGGUAUCUUUGUGAUUUCAGUUGGUCUAUGUCCUUGUCGAAGAAUAAAGUUGAAGAAUUGUUGGUUUUACCUACUAAUGUAAGAUGUUUUGUUUAUCAAUCUGUUGUUGACGUUUCCAUCAAUUCCAUCAUUUCUUUGGGAUCCUUUGAA